AUGAAUUUACUUAUAAUAUUACUUAAUAUUAUAAUAUUUUACUUCCAAUUAGGAAGUUGUUUUAGAAAACAAGGGGUUGCUGUAAAAGGACGAUUACUAUGUAAUGGAAAACCAGCCAUUAAUGAAAUUGUCAAAAUUUUUGAUUUGGAUAGAAAUCCUGGAGAUGAUGAUGAUUUAUUAGAUGAAAAAUUAACUAAUAAAAAUGGAGAAUUUAUGUUAAAUGGUUUUACUAGAGAAUUGACUACUAUUGAACCAGAAUUGAGAAUUUAUUUUGAUUGUAAUGACUUUGAUAGACCUUGUAUGAGAAUGGUGACAGUUCCUGUACCAAGUAAAUAUAUACAUAAUGGAAAAGUUUCUGAAUGGUAUGAUAUUGGGCAACUAGAUUUAUUUUAUAAAAUUCAAGGAGAGUCUAGAAGUUGUCAAUAUUAA
This is a messenger RNA of Strongyloides ratti, 429 nucleotides long. Its product is annotated as Transthyretin-like family-containing protein. NCBI's taxonomy places the organism in Eukaryota, Metazoa, Nematoda, Chromadorea, Rhabditida, Strongyloididae. Gene Ontology annotation, cellular component: cell surface. The record is from RefSeq and is a predicted model, not a curated record. The transcript has 2 exons. The coding region runs from base 1 to 429 and encodes 142 amino acids.